UCAGAGAGACACCAUAACCUCACUGACUAUCCAAAAAACCUGUAAGUCCUAUUCAAACCCAAGUUCAAGAUGAUGAUUGGAAAUCCAAAUCCAACGGUCCAAGUGCCUCCGUGGGACCCAUUCGACGAUCAAGCGUCUCAGAUUUCGUCCCCAUUAGCAAACUUCUCCGUCAACUAUAACGCCAAUGCCGGUAACGGAGACCACUCUCUUUUGCUUGACUCCUUCGCUGCCCUCCACCGUUACUUGCCGUCGAACGAGAACGACGAGUCGUACUCGUUUUCGGACGUCGUACAGGACGCGUUCUCGUGCGACCAUUUUCGGAUGUACGAGUUUAAGGUUCGGAGGUGCGCACGUGCGAGGUCGCAUGAUUGGACGGAGUGUCCGUACGCGCAUCCUGGUGAGAAGGCUCGUCGGAGGGACCCACUGAAGUAUCACUAUUCCGGUACGGCGUGUCCUGAGUUUCGCAAAGGGAAUUGUAAGAAAGGGGACUCGUGCGAGUUCGCACAUGGGGUUUUCGAGUGUUGGUUGCAUCCGAAUCGGUAUCGGACUCAGCCCUGUAAGGACGGACCGAGUUGUGGUCGGAAAGUCUGUUUCUUCGCCCACUCGCCGCAACAACUCCGAGUCUUGACUCAACAGAGUGGAAGGGAAAGUGGGUCGAAGUUUGUUUCAUCGCCCACUUCGAUUCUGGUGUCGCCACCGGUUUCUCCCCAGUCUGACUCGCCGCCCUUGUCGCCGACUGAAGGCGGACUCGGUGGGUUUGGAUCGGGAAAAUCGGUGAGCGAACUCGUUGCUUCUAUGCGGAAGAUGAAAAUGGGCGGUUGUGGCGGUUGGGGGAAUCAAGUGGGGUCAGUUUCGCCAUCUGGGUACGGGUCGCCCCGUGCGUCGAUUGUCCGACCCGGGUUCUGUAGCACGCCUUCGACUCCGACUCGGAGCGUGACUCGUUCUGGGCUCGGUCCAUUUGACCUGUGGGAAACGAAGUGUGAGGAAGAGCCAGCGAUGGAGAGGGUGGAGUCUGGGAGGGGCUUACGAGCCCAGAUGUAUGCUAAACUCAGUAAGGAGAACUCGCUCCGACGAGUUGACUCGGCCGUGUCUGGUCCUGAUUUUGGUUGGGUGUCGGAGUUGGUUAAGUGAAUUGACUCACCGAGUCAUUUCCGUUUUUAAGUAUAUAUAUCUUUUUGGGGUUUAAGAAAUCGGUGGCCUAUGAUUCUUCUGACUCUGUAAAUAUUAUGUUGAUUUUGGACAUUUUUCACUGUAUAUGCUCACUGGGCUGGGAAGAGAGAUCCGAGUCUCUGUUUUGUGGUUCUUCCCCCAAGAUAAAAAUGGCAACUCUUUUUGUACAGACUAAGAAGGAUUUCUCAGACUGCCGAAGAAUGAGUAGCAUUUGGUUUGAUCAAUCUGUCUAUGAUUUGUAUUUUUAACUUUCUGGAUUCUCUGUCUAAUUUUCUCGGAGUAUUAUCAUAUCAUUGUACAUGUUUUUGGCAAUUAAAUGUAUUGUUACAUAUUAUCUUCA
Molecule: messenger RNA, 1510 nt
Organism: Quercus robur (English oak)
Lineage: Eukaryota; Viridiplantae; Streptophyta; Magnoliopsida; Fagales; Fagaceae
Product: zinc finger CCCH domain-containing protein 23-like
Exons: 1
Coding region: 70-1131 (353 amino acids)
Molecular function (GO): metal ion binding
Source: RefSeq, a predicted model, not a curated record